UUGGCAACUCUGUGUGUAGCUGAAUGUCAAGUUAUUUCUCUAAACACGCAAAUCACGGAUCAAUAUUUGGAACAAAAUAGUACAGAAUAGCACAAAAAUGCUCCCAGAAGCUCUGCAAAAGCGUCUGGCGAUGCGUGGCAUCAUACAGGGUGAUGCUACGGCAACACCCGGCAGUCAACAACAGAAUCUGCCAGCACCUCCUUCCAGACAGCAACAACAUUCAGACUCAUCAUCUCAAUCCGAUAGUGAUUCGCAGGAAGACCAACGUAAUGCAGAUUUGAACAACGAGGAAAUCAUCGCCGAAGAUUAUGAUGAGUAUGAUCAAGUUAAUCCCGAAGCAUUUGAAUAUCCGAUCCACAAGAAGAAAACCAAUCCAGCCAUGGAUUGGACCGAAAAAAUGAAACAAAAGAUGGUGAAACGUUACGGGUUUCAAUCGGUAGAUGGAUGUCAAAACAAGUACAAUAUAUAUCACCAUUGUUCGAUGUACUGCGUUCAGCGCUAUGGGGAAGUUGAAUUCGAAAUCGAGAAGGAGUACGAGAAAAGGGUGAAACGCUUACUGGAGAGAUACCCACUUCCACGACACUGGCGUAGAGAGUAUGAUAUUGGCUGUAAGGCAUUCUACUUCUACAAUAAGGAAACUAGAAUAGUUUCCUGGCUUCCACCCACCCAUCCGGAUGCCAAGAUGACCAAAAGCGCCAAGGUACUAAGAAAGGAAUUGAUGGAAAAAAAUAAGAAUUUGGAAAAUGUUAGCGAUACUAUUCCUAAGGCGGUGAUAGUAGAAAGUUAUCCACCACUCCCCAAGCCAUCCAGUCUACCGAGUCGUGAAUCACUGGUAGGUCCUGUAGGCGAAAGCCUCAAACCACCAGUAGUGAACCCACCGAAAAGACCCCACAACAAAUAUCCCUCUAGAGAUGAGGAAAAGCGACCUCGAAUGGGUGGCGGUGGGGCUGCUCGUCUUGAUCGAGACAGGGAGCGUGACCGCGACCGUGAACGAGAACGUGACCGGGACCGUGAUCGCCGGGAUAGGCGCGAUGAACGACGGGAGCGUGAUCGCGAACGAGAUCGCGGACGCAUUGGGAAAUCGAACACCUCAGCACUGGAUCCGAUGGACCCGGCUGCCUACUCGGACAUACCCAGAGGAACGUGGUCAAGUGGACUAGAAGCAGCUCCCGGCGGCCCGAAAAAAGAGAAAGAAAAGGAAAAGAAGAUCGAAAAGCGGAAGGGACCUCGCGGAGAAGAAAGUGACGAUGAACACGAGGUUUUGAAAGUGGCAGCAAUCAGCGAAUUUACGCAAGAAGAAGAAAAAGAAGAAUAAAUUUGAAUAAAUAGUCAUCUUUUCAAGGAAA
Malaya genurostris is the source of this 1346-nucleotide messenger RNA. RefSeq names its product pre-mRNA-splicing factor CWC22 homolog (gene PQBP1). Bases 98 to 1315 code for a protein of 405 amino acids. The transcript has a single exon. The record is from RefSeq and is a predicted model, not a curated record. NCBI's taxonomy places the organism in Eukaryota, Metazoa, Arthropoda, Insecta, Diptera, Culicidae. Gene Ontology annotation, molecular function: protein binding.